Stylophora pistillata is the source of this 2430-nucleotide messenger RNA. RefSeq names its product disks large homolog 4. Gene Ontology annotation, cellular component: basolateral plasma membrane; cell junction. Gene Ontology annotation, biological process: establishment or maintenance of epithelial cell apical/basal polarity; cell-cell adhesion; receptor localization to synapse. Lineage: Eukaryota; Metazoa; Cnidaria; Anthozoa; Scleractinia; Pocilloporidae. The record is from RefSeq and is a predicted model, not a curated record. Gene Ontology annotation, molecular function: protein kinase binding.
CCUUCAUGUCACGCCUCGCCUCGGUAGAAAAGGCGUCAGUCCACGCAACAUGAACGUGUACACGGAUGGUAACGAACGGAAGAAACUUUGGGAUGAACUUAGCAAAGAAGUGGAUAGUUCACGAUUAGUUGUUGUGCAUUUGACAAUAGGAGACGAAGGGUUUGGUUUUAACAUUCGAGGUGGAGUUGAUCAUCCUCAUGUCGGUUGUGACCCAGGAAUAUUCAUCACCACGGUCAGAGCUGAUAGUGUGGCUGGGAGAGAUGGGAGACUGGAACCAGGAGACAGGAUAUUGGCACUAAAUGCCACCAAUCUGAAGUGUGUAACUCAUGAUGAAGCUGUCAACGAAUUCCGCAAAGCAGAAGAAACUGUUUCCUUACUAGUCGAGAAGAAUGCUGAGGCAUAUCUGUCGUCAAAUGAAGUCCCAAGCUCACCAGAAGUAACAAUGAUGGAUGGGCCAGCAAGACUUGAACCAGAUCAGGAAGAACCCCCUAAUGCAGUAAUUAGUACAUUAAAACAUUUCUACAAUUCCAACCUAGGGGCUUUGUCAAUUGGAUUGGCAGUUGGAAGUUUAGCUGUAUAUGUUGCUCUUAGAAUUUAUAAAGCUACUAAAUAGCACCACAGAUACAUAGAGAUGGAUACAUUGUUCUUCAGUCUUUGCUACCAAGGAUCCUCCAAACAGAAAUUCUCCUUGCAGUGAACCAGAUCAAAAAACCUGUAGAUGUCAAUGGCAAAGAGCCUUUUUUUUGUGAAAUUUCUACAAAGCAGUAUUAAGAUUCAUCUGUGGUGUUCUGUUAGGAGAAAAUAGUGUGUAAUCGUUUUAGAAAACCUAAUCAUUCCAUGCCCGUGGAGCAGAGGGAAUUUUUUCAUCAGCUGACACUCUGGAGGUCAGUUUCAAAACUGGUAAUUGUGAAAAACUACACUGUCUCGCAGCUAAAGUGGUUUUCUCGAAACAGAAGAAAGUGACUUAAUAUUUCUUAGGACGGUUCAACGUAAUCUUCCCAAUAACCUGCCGCGUAGUGCCUGAGGGUACGUUUUAACCUGAUGUUAGAUAAAAUUUUUUAUUCUUUGCUGGUUGAUCAUACAAACUAUCAUUCAUAUUACAUGAUGGACUAAAUAAUAGUAGCCUGUCACAGUAACGCUUCUUCAAGAACAGUAGGGAGGUGAAGGAGAAAUUGGUUCAUGUCAGGCCAUUGUAGGUUGGUCUUGUGUUUGCUAGAAACCCUUCCAGUUGUUUAUUUUUCUUCAGUUACAUUUAGUUCUCUCUACCCCUCCACCCCACCCCCCACACCCCACCCGUCAAUAGGACUAGCAUAGAGAUAAAUACCCUAAUUCUUGUGAGAUCAACAUAGUUACAUAUGGAUAAACAGAAUGCAAAUGAAUAGUCACCAGCUUUUACAUUUGAUUCCAAAGUUUUCAAUUAGUUUAUUUUGUGUACACCAACAUGAUUAUAGAAUACAAAAUCUUUUUUGAUGUUAUCGGUGUUCUUUUCUUAGCCUCUUUAAACUCGGAUGAACCACAAGUACCCCAAGCUCGUUAUUUAAGAGCAUCCACGAGAAUGACUAACAUUCAAAGCCUUCACGUUUCCUAAAGUCUGUAGAGAGAUUUACGUACUAAUUAAUUUGGCAUUUAUCGACUGACGGUUUUCCUCCGUUUAUGUCGUAUCAUGGCAGUUGCUUAUUUCAUACAUUAUUUCAUACUGCAUCGCUAAAAUGGCAAUCAACGAACUGUUAAUGUACACCCUCAGUGAUUGGUGGAUCAUUCGCUAAACGCUGUUUGGUUAUUUUUGCGGCAGGUUGGAAAAAAAAGACGAAAUACAAUACAAUACAAUACAUAGCUUAUAGAGCGCAACGCUUCUCAAAGAUUCAGCGGCGCGUUACAAUGAUAGUGAUAGAAAAAUAUAAUCAAUUAGGAAUUAAAGUGAAUUAAUAAAAAACUAGUGAAAAAUCAAUGAAAGCAAAAACUAGAACUGCCUAAGUAAAUGGGUUUUAAGUUUAGACUAAAAUGUUGUUAAAAAGCCCAUGCAGUUGCCUAAUAUCAUACGGCAAGGCGUUCCACAGAGUAGGAGCUCUAUCAGAGAGCGUUCUAUAUUCAUAUGUUUUAAGAUUGCAUUUAGGUACCACUAAGAGUUUUUUCUUGGAAGAUCUUAGGUUUCUAUUGGGAAUGUACGGUCUUAACAGUUCACUAAGAUACAGAGGACUCAUACCAUUUGAUACUUCAAAAACGAGAAGAAGUAUCUUAAAAUCAAUACGGGCGGACACAGGCAGCCAAUGUAGGCUUCUAACUAACGUGAUCAUAUCUGCUGGUGGCUGUAAGCAGGCGGACAGCUGAAUUUUGUACAUGUUGUAGUCUAUUAAUUUGUGACUGCUGUAGGCCAGAUAGAAGAACGUUACAAUAAUCCAACUGCGACGAAAUAAAGGCAUGAAUGAUGAA